AUGGAAAUAGCUGAAACGGUUCGAUCCAGAUUAUUAGCCCCGGUUAAACCGUUAAAUUACCCCUGCGGUUAUUGCGGUAACCGGACUAAUACCGGCCACGAAGACGUUUGCAAAGGGGCUUUACGUAAAUCUACGGCCCGUCACGACCAAAUAAACCGGGCAUUUAUUCGAUCCCUUUCCAGCCGGCCGGAACUAAACGUCGAAACGGAACCGGAUUUGCGUCAAAAUAACCCUAAUAUUAACGUUAAUAAUAACGUUAAUAACGUUAAUAACGACCAACGCAACGACGUCACCCCUAUCCCCAGCGGUCCUGCAGGCCCCGGAAGCCUUAUUACAACCCCUAUUCGCUCCGGUACCCGCAGGGACCCUAACGGGCUCAGGGCUGACUUUGCCGUUAUUAACGGAAUUUCGAAAUAUUAUUACGACGUACAAAUCGUUGCAAUUAAUAAAGAUUCCGCUAACGCGGACCCGUUCGUCACUUUAACGGAAGCGGUUAACAAAAAACGACGGAAAUACCAAUUUUUGGAUCCUUUUUUCCAUCCGAUUAUUAUAAGUGCCGGAGGCCUUAUGGAAAAAAGCACUGCGCAGGCCUAUAAACAGCUGCAAAAGCUAAUAGGUCCUGUAGCAUCCCAUUGGUUGGAUACGUCGAUUUCGUUGGCGUUAUUGCGGUCCAGGACGACGGCUGCAAAUUCGAUUGCAAAAGAUUUACCACGACGGAAUUAA
Molecule: messenger RNA, 723 nt
Organism: Pyricularia grisea
Lineage: Eukaryota; Fungi; Ascomycota; Sordariomycetes; Magnaporthales; Pyriculariaceae
Exons: 1
Coding region: 1-723 (240 amino acids)
Source: RefSeq, a predicted model, not a curated record